UACAAAUAUGCACUACAUAGUACACACACAAUGGCUCUUCAGUUCCCAACCACCCUCGAAUGAAGGGCCUUUGACGGCCUUUCGUCGGUCGGAUCUCCCUUGACGCUCCCUUGGCUUUCGGAAGGUUCAUCGCGUGGAUGUGCUCGCCCAGCGAAGGAUGAAAAGAGGCUGAAAAGGAGUCUUGGUUGGCCGUCAAAAGCCAGAAGUGAAUCGCGAGUUGUACCAGAAACGAAAGAAUCGAGACUUCAGUGUGGUAUUGACGGCAGACCUAUCGUGAGUGUGGGCAUUUUUUGAUCGGUGCCAAAGAAAGAAAGAAAGAAAGAAAGAAAAGAGUAAGCGAAAACGGUUAAGGAGACGGUUGCAGCCUCCGGCGAGGUUCUUUUCGAACAGUUUUUCCCCUACCGUGGUUCCUUUUCCUUCUUACUUCGAGCCUGGCGCUUUGUGUGGGAUAAAAGUGGAAUUGGUGCCACUCCUUUGGAACAAUUUUGACGUGACAGAGAAAAAUAACAUUGGAAAUAGCUUGAAGUACCUCUCCGUCGUGGCUGGCUCCUUCGACUGACUGCUGUUUUACAUUUGGCAAGAACCGAAGAAAAAAUACCAAUCCUAUUCGUUCCUUGGUUGGUUGUGAAAAAAAGGCCAUGACUUGAAAGAAGACAACUCAAGCUUCCCCGAUGUCCUCUCAUCGAACGGCGAUGAUUCCCAGAUGACAAACUAUUGAACGAACGUUCAAGUUCCACGUUUCACGUUGGGUGAUGAAAAUUUCAUGAUGGUUCUCAAGAGGUGCCAGUUGUGGAUGACCUUCGUGGUCUUGAGCCUCAUGCCUUUGCAGGGCUGGCCUAAGGCUCAGCCAGGCGAGCCCAACCCUAGUCAGGGUAAAACUCGGGUGAUUCAGACAAAGUACGGUCGAAUUCAAGGCUCCGUCACUCGUGUGGGUCGUGACGCUCAACAACAAAGACACGUGGAAAUAUAUCUGGGCGUUCCUUACGCCAGUCCACCCACCGGUAAUUACAGAUUCUCGCCCACUCGACCGCCGGUUCAUUGGUCUGGGAUCCGAUCAUCUUUGGUUCAUGCUCCAUCGUGCCCUCAGGCAUUUCCAAACAUUACCAAUACCACAGCAGCUCUUCGGCGAAUGCCGCGGCAACGUCUCGAGUAUUUGAGAAAUGUCCGCCACGCGUUGGAAAACCAAUCGGAGGACUGCCUCCACUUGAAUAUCUACGCGCCUUUUGUGGAAUCGGCCUCUGGUGGCAGCCGCAUGCGGUCCAGGCAAAAAAAACAGGAUUCUGGUUAUGCAUCAGCUGUUGACGAGUCCCUAGAGGACGGUUAUCCCGUUCUCGUGUUCAUCCAUGGCGAGAGUUUCUCUUGGGGCUCGGGAAAUCUCUAUGAUGGAAGAGUUCUGGCUUCUUACGGAAACACCAUUGUGGUGACGUUCAACUUCAGAUUGGGCGUCUUCGGUUUUCUAAACACAAAUGUAAACCCCGGGAGGAAGCCCCGAAUGGCCAACUAUGGAAUGAUGGAUCAAAUUGCUGCUCUGAAGUGGAUCCAAGAAAAUAUUGCCCAAUUUGGCGGCAAUCCCAACGCCAUAACUCUCUUUGGACACCAGACGGGAGCUGCCGCGAUCCACUUCCUCAUGAAUUCACCGGCCGUCGUUCCAGGGCUCUUCCAUCGGGUAAUCAUGAUGUCCGGAUCGGCCUUUAGUUCCUGGGCAUUGGUCGACGAUCCCGUUCAUUAUGCAGUAAAACUCGCAGCAGCCUUAAAUUGCUCCAUCCCCAGGAACAUGUUGCACGAGCACGAAGACAUUCUGACCUGCUUACGUCAGAAAAGUAUGGAAGAGCUUACCACUUUCGACUUCGGAGCUCCGUCUUUCUUAACGGCCAUGGGGCCAUCCAAAGACGGCAUCCUGAUACCCAAUGAUUUUGGCACGGACAACUUACUUCAAAAGAACAAGCGGGCCAACAGGGUGACUUACGAGGUCAUCUUGGGUCUCGUUGAGGAUGAGUCGGACACCUAUUUCUCAGAGUUAGAGGCCAGUCAAGGCAUCGGACCCUCGACUAGGGAUCAAUAUCUUCGAACAUUGAUCCGGAACAAUUACGAUUUCCAUCUGAAUGAAAUUUUCGCCACCGUUCAGAACGAAUACUCGGAUUGGAUGAGCUCGGACUUGACGGGCGGCCAGAUCCGCCCACAUUAUCUUCAGUGGGAGGCGGCGAAAGCAAUCACGGACCGCCUCUAUACGGCACCAAUUAUCCAAUCCGCCAACUGGUGCAACCAAAGUGGAUUUCCCGUCUAUUUCUACAUUUUCGGUCGACUAAACGACGACGAGGAAGACUUGAUCUUGGCCCUGAAUUCUCCCCGGAAAUCGACGCCUCGAUGGCAAAGCGUAGAUGACAUUGCAUCGAUCGAUCUUGAUCCUUCUCCAGCCUCCGGCGACAAAUCAUCGCUUGACAGAUCUUCAUCCUCGACAUCCUUCUCGUCCUCAUCAGGAUCAUCAUCUUCAGUCUCUUCGGGUGACAUUGGGGGAAAAACUCAUCUUUUGAGUCGUCGCAGUCGCUCGGGUUCCAUGCUGCCCAUGGUCUUUGGACUUCCGUUUGCACCCGAGCUGCAAGAUCAGCAAUCUUCAAUCUGGGCUCUCAGGGACACCGUGGGACAGUCUCCGGGUCAGCAAGGAACCACGUCCCAGAUGCUUCUGACUCUUUGGACCAAUUUUGCCAACUCGGGGGACCCUAAUCGGCCUUUCAAUGUCCAAUCACUGUUUCCACACUUUCAAGAUGGCUGGAAUGCCAAAUCUUCCGAAGGGAGGCCCGGGCGGAUCUGGCCGCAAUACGACAUGAAACAGCAGAAAUAUCUGAAGAUUGAUUCAAGCCCCAAGGUGGACCAUCACUUUCGACUUCACGAGAUGUCCAUAUGGCUGCAUCUGGUUCCCAAACUUCAUCAAGCUGGCUCCAACAACAUCUUCCCACAGCACAAUGCUUUCAUGGGCCACGAUGAUCCAUCUUUAUUCAAGGGCGUAGUGCGCCCUCAUUCAUUCUCGCACGGAUACCAGGUGAACCGCAAGUUUUUUGAUGCCACCACAUCGCCAUCUCCACCCAUUACCACGUGUCUCCCGGUCAAUUCAAGGGGUCAGAUAAUUUCCUCGGAACAAGACCUGUCCUUGGUCCGAUGGGAAAAGGCUAGUGAACACGCCUACAAGCAAGCCAUGUAUCUUACCAUCGGUCUCGGUACCCUGCUCUUUGGGGUGAACAUUUGGUUCCUUCUUUGCUUAUUCUUUUGUCGGUCCCGGAUCUCGUGUUGUGCCCAUCUAGAGGAUUCGAAUCGGGUCAGUGGCAUGGGCAAUAAGGAUUUCACAUGUGAAACGGAAUUAAUGGGCUUGACAAAUGACUCCAUGCAAAGUUUGAGGGACUCAGGAGGGGGUUCCAAUCCGACACACAAAUCUAGGAGCAAUGCCAACUCAAGAAACAACAGUUUAAAUCGCGCACAUUUGAAUAAUGUCCAUGAAAGUAUGAGACUUUUACAGUCGUCGAGUUUGGUCGAAUCGGACCGCGACAGUCGAUCCACGUCAAGUCAAAGCCAUUGUGGUGGAGGCGUGGCUCCCAAUUCCAAAUCAAUUUCUUUUACUAUGAGCAGUGCGGGUGGAGGUGUGGGAGGAGGGUCCGAAACAAGGCGAAACAGUCGGGAAAAGAGCUUUGAAUCCGCGGGACUCCAACACAACCACCCGGUGGUUUCCUCUGGUCAUUCUCAUCAGCACCCUCACAUUAAAUCCAUGGCUUCUACUUUGCCACCGCCUCAGAAGUAUCGUCAGGGUGGCGGUCACACGUGUUCCAAUGCCAAUGAAUUGGUGGUCACCGCCACACUUGGGCGCAAGUUAAGGCCUGUUAAUUGUCAGAUGCACGAGGAAUCAAGCUUGCGCGAAUCUUUGAACUCGCCAAAUGGAUCUUCAACGGCUUCUUCUCAAGGUGUAUCCAUUCUUCUUCCACCUCCGAAGGAUUCCAUUCUUCAUGCUCCGCCCCCUUCGAGCUCCUCCCUGAAGCGCUAUCCUUCCUCACAACCGCCACACCACAUUGGCUGUGAUCAGAAACCGACGAAGAUGACCACCUUUGCUCUACCCUUGGAUCAUACGGAUUCGUCCAGUGAAUGCGCCAUCUCACCCCCUGUGGUUUCCUUUGGCGGAGAGACCAUUCUGCAAUGAUCGGUGCCUACUGCUGUUGCUGGUGUUAUUGUUGAC
This is a messenger RNA of Tigriopus californicus, 4216 nucleotides long. Its product is annotated as neuroligin-2-like. Gene Ontology annotation, biological process: neuron cell-cell adhesion; presynaptic membrane assembly; postsynaptic membrane assembly. The transcript has 17 exons. Gene Ontology annotation, molecular function: neurexin family protein binding; signaling receptor activity. Lineage: Eukaryota; Metazoa; Arthropoda; Copepoda; Harpacticoida; Harpacticidae. Gene Ontology annotation, cellular component: synapse; postsynaptic membrane; cell surface. Bases 764 to 4180 code for a protein of 1138 amino acids. The record is from RefSeq and is a predicted model, not a curated record.